Baudoinia panamericana UAMH 10762 is the source of this 1914-nucleotide messenger RNA. RefSeq lists its product as uncharacterized. The transcript is spliced from 2 exons. NCBI's taxonomy places the organism in Eukaryota, Fungi, Ascomycota, Dothideomycetes, Mycosphaerellales, Teratosphaeriaceae. The record is from RefSeq and is a predicted model, not a curated record. The coding region runs from base 1 to 1914 and encodes 637 amino acids. Gene Ontology annotation, molecular function: nucleic acid binding; ATP binding. Gene Ontology annotation, cellular component: nucleolus.
AUGGCGCAAGAUCUUGAACCCAAGAGGCCGAAAUCGUUCGAAGCGCUCACGCCAUCGCUCGCCGAUUGGAUUCUCGACUACACACAUAGCAUGAGCUUUCAACGGACGACGCCUGUGCAAGCCAUGGCAAUACCGCUUUUGUUGGGCAACAAGGACCUCGUGGUAGAGGCAGUUACAGGAAGUGGCAAAACGCUUAGUUUCCUCAUCCCAAUCGUCUCCCGAAUAUUGAGCGCAGAGGAACCGAACAAGAAGGGCUAUGUACGCAGCAUAGUUGUUGCGCCAACCAAGGAACUAGCAACGCAAAUUCAUGACGUACUUCGUGGCCUCCUAGACUUCCAUCCCCCGUCUUCAGCUGUGUUGCGACCGUCUGCUGAGCAGGAAGAUGGUGAUGAGACAUCGUCCUCGCAGCGGGAAGUGCCUCCAGGUCCUUAUGUGAUACCACAACUUCUCAUCGGUGGCCGUACGAAAUUAGCAGAAGACCUCUCAACCUACUCCGCCUUGAACCCCAAUGUGCUGAUUGCAACCCCCAAACGGUUGGUCGAGGUCCUACAAUCUUCGAGGGUCAUACUGAAGAGACACUAUUUCGACCUUCUGGUAUUAGAUGAGGCAGACCGUCUUCUUGAUCCAAACUUCCAGUCAGACCUACAAACAAUACUGCAGCUUGUGCCUAAGGAGAGACGGACAGGCUUGUUCAGCGCAUCCGUUUCUGAAGCUGUCAACGAACUUGUAAGGGUGGGAAUGCGCUAUCCGUUCAAGAUCAGCGCCAAAGUGCGCAGUAAGUCAGGGGCGCUGGAUAAGCGGACGCCUGAGAGUCUGCGGCUUUGCUACGUUGUCGUCAAGCCCACGGAAAAGCUUCCGGUGUUGAAACGGAUUCUGCAGGAGACAAAAGCCGAGAAGUGCAUUGCCUAUGUUUCGACCAGGGCGGGUGUGGACUACUGGAAAGACAUACUGCCGAGCUUGUUGGAUAUGGCGGUGUUUCCCGUUCAUGGCGACUACAAAGCGCCCAUAAGAGCGAAGAACGUGCGACGCUUCCAAGACUGCCCCUCUCCGGCUGUCUUGCUGACUACUGACGUGCUGGCACGUGGCAUUGAUAUUCCUGAUAUUGAUCUGGUGGCACAACUUGACCCACCAAGCCAACCGAAGGACUUCAUACACCGGUGUGGUCGGUCUGGACGAGCGGGGAAACGUGGACUCGCCAUCACCUUCUUAAAUGAAGGGAGCGAAGAAGAUUACGUCAAAUACCUCGACCUGCAAGGCAUGAAGCUCGAACCUUUCGCGGUACCCUUAGCGCUCUCCGAAGAGCCAACGCUCGGAACCGCCCAGGCGAUCCGUGAUAUCAUUAAGCAGAAGCGCGAGCUACACGACCGGUCACAGAAAGCUUUCGUUAGCUGGGUGCAAGCUUACACGAAAACACUGCCGGUCAAUAUCUUCAACCUGAAGCAAGUCGACUGGGCUGAGCUAGGCCGCGCCUGGGGCCUGCUUCGCUGGCCGAAGAUGCCAGAGCUGAAACGGCACUUUCAGCAAGCGGUCGCCGACAGGACCUUUGGCCUCAAUGUUACGGAAGGCUUUGAUCUGGACACGGUGGCGUACGCGGACAAAGUACGUGAGACGCGCCGUCAGGAAGUGCUUGCUGCUCAGGCACGUGGAGAGCGGCCGCCUGUGUCGAGUAAGCUUGGUGGUGCAGCGGCUGAAGCGAGGCGGAGGAAAGAGAAGGCGUGGAGCGGACAAAAGGAAGUGAAGGCCAUCAAGGAAGCGAGGAGAGAGAGGAAGGAAGUCCGGCGGAAGGCUGAGAGGGUGGGGAAGAUGUCAGCGUCGGAGAAGGUGGAGGAGAUGGAGUUGAAUGAGCUGAUUUCGCGAGUGAGAGCGCAGACCGCGGCGGAGGGCGAUGAUGGCUUUGAAGGCUUCGGUGACUGA